This is a messenger RNA of Pochonia chlamydosporia 170, 1398 nucleotides long. Its product is annotated as acetyltransferase. Lineage: Eukaryota; Fungi; Ascomycota; Sordariomycetes; Hypocreales; Clavicipitaceae. The record is from RefSeq and is a predicted model, not a curated record. The coding region runs from base 1 to 1398 and encodes 465 amino acids. The transcript has a single exon.
AUGACGGAGACAAAUACACUAAAAAACAACCAACUAGACGUCCUGGGAACCCAGCCGUCCCUCUACAAACUCUACACACAAAUAUGUUCAAUUUACCCUCUUCCAGACUCGACCUCACACGACCGCAUCGUCACCACCCUAAGAAAUGGACUCGACAGACUUGCGCAGAACUUUCCAUGGCUGGCAGGCUAUGUCAUCAACGAAGGCUCAAGUGAAGGCGUCACAGGCACGUACCGAAUAGUUCCUACCGACUCAAUCCCGCUGGUCGUCAAAGAUCUUCGAGGAGAUGCCUCCAUGCCAUCGCUUGACACCAUACGAGAAGCAGGAUUUCCAUUUCGCAUGCUGGACGAGAAUGUCAUUGCACCAUGUAUGACUAUCAACAUUCCCGGCAUGCCUGUCGGGCUAGUUGCCGACCAUGGACCUGUUUUUGCCGUUCAAGCAAACUUCAUUGAAGGCGGUUUAGUCUUGACGAUUGUCGCGCAACACAACACCAUGGAUAUGCACGGGCAGAAAACCAUCAUCAAUUGGCUGUCGAAAGCUUGUCACAACGAAUCCUUCUCAAACGAGGAACUCGAGGUGGGAAACACAGACAAGAGUCAAAGCUAUCCGCUUCUACCAGACUCCUGGGAACCUGGCCCCGAGAUUGCCCAACAAUUGGUAAAACCUCCCGUCGUUGAACCUAAGAGCAACGCAGCGCAAACACAACUCCCGCCUCCCAAAGCCUCAUGGGGCUACGUAACCUUCUCCUCAACCGCCUUGGAAACUCUCAAAAUCAAGGCAACGCAGACAAAGCGUGUCGGCUGCAACUUUGUUUCUACCGAUGACACCGUCUGCGCCUUCAUCUGGACAUGCCUCUCCAGGGCUCGAGCUUCUCGACUUAAACCUGAUGUGAAGUCCAUCUUUGCGCGUGCCAUCGAUGUGCGUCCACGACUAGGCCUACCUUCCAACUAUCCCGGUGCAUGCACAAACAUGACCUUCAACGAAUUGUCAAUCAGGGCCGUAGGAAGUGACACUCUAGGUGGCAUAGCAUCAGACAUUCGUCGCCAGCUUGACCCCAAUGUCACAGACAUGGCACACAAUACCCGCGCCUUUGCCACGUAUCUCAGCCGCUGUACCGACAAGUCCAAGCUCAACAUGACGGGUUCUACGGAUCCUUCGUCCGGAAUCAUGCUGAGCUCGUGGGCUGGAAUUAAUCUAUACGACCUUGACUUUAAUCUUGGUCUUGGGAAACCUGAGUCUGUACGACGGCCGUGCUUUCUCCCGGUGGAGAGCUUGAUGUACAUUAUGCCAAAGUCACCGAAUGGUGAUAUGGCAGUCGCUAUAUGUAUCACAGAUGAAGAUUGGGAACGUUUAAAGGAAGAUGAGGAAUGGAAAAAGCAUGCGAAAUAUCUGGGGUAA